Messenger RNA from Didymodactylos carnosus, 267 nucleotides. The record is from the annotation of a GenBank genome assembly. NCBI's taxonomy places the organism in Eukaryota, Metazoa, Rotifera, Eurotatoria, Philodinida, Philodinidae.
AUGGGAAGUAUAUGUGCGACGAAUAAAACACCCGCUUAUUUAGAUAAAACUAGUUUAAUUGAACUUCAAAAACAUGUCGAUGAAUUAAAUGAAAAACGUGUUAACAUUUUAAAAUGGAUGGAAGAUAAUCUUGACAAAAAGGGAACAGUAAACGAAUAUAAAAAUUUUAAUGUAAAAACCUUAAAGGAGGAACAACAACGGUCAAACUGGCUUGAAGCAUGGGAAAGAGAAAAAGAAUUAGUAGCACAUCCAUCAUUAGUUAGUUGA